Nannospalax galili (Upper Galilee mountains blind mole rat) is the source of this 2110-nucleotide messenger RNA. RefSeq names its product phosphatidylinositol glycan anchor biosynthesis class M (gene Pigm). Lineage: Eukaryota; Metazoa; Chordata; Mammalia; Rodentia; Spalacidae. Gene Ontology annotation, cellular component: membrane; glycosylphosphatidylinositol-mannosyltransferase I complex. The record is from RefSeq and is a predicted model, not a curated record. The transcript has a single exon. Gene Ontology annotation, biological process: GPI anchor biosynthetic process. The coding region runs from base 213 to 1484 and encodes 423 amino acids. Gene Ontology annotation, molecular function: GPI mannosyltransferase activity; alpha-1,4-mannosyltransferase activity.
UCCAGAGAAAGGCCAUCCUUCGGGGGAGGCAGCCGAGAAAGCGCGCGACGCAAAGUAGUGGGGGGCGGGACUUGGUGCCGGAAGUGCUCGUUCCUCCGUAGUUACUGUUGGCGGUCUACCUGAGCGGAGAUGCUCCGGCCGUCUGUGGCGAGGACGCCGGCGGGCGGUUAGAGAAAAGCCUGCCGUGUGGAGCCGGGCGGCGCCGACGGACCAUGAGCUACACCAAGCACUGGGGAGAAUGGUUCCUGAAUCUGCGGGUGCCCCCCGCGGGCGUGUUCGGCGUGGCCUUCCUGGCCCGAGUCGCCCUGGUUUUCUACGGCGUCUUCCAAGAUCGGACGCUGCUGGUGCGCUACACCGACAUUGACUACCACGUGUUCACGGACGCCGCGCGCUUCGUCACCGAGGGCCGCUCCCCGUACAUCAGAGCGACCUACCGCUACACCCCGCUGCUGAGCUGGCUACUCACACCCAACAUCUACCUGGGCGAGCUCUUCGGGAAGUUCCUGUUCAUCAGCUGCGAUCUCCUCACUGCCUUCCUCCUCUACCGCCUGCUGCUGCUGAAGGGGCUGGGGCGCCGCCAGGCCUGCGGCUACUGUGUCUUCUGGCUGCUGAACCCGCUGCCGAUGGCCGUGUCGAGCCGCGGCAACGCCGACUCCAUCGUGGCCUCGCUGGUGCUGACCGUGCUAUACCUGAUCGAGAAGCGGCUGGUCGCCUGCGCCGCCGUCUUCUACGGCUUCGCGGUGCACCUGAAGAUGUACCCGGUGACCUACAUCCUGCCCAUAGCGCUGCACCUGCGGCCCGAGCGCGACAGUGACGAGGCGCUGCGCCGGUCGUGCUACUCCUUCCAGGCGCGGCUGUACGACUUCCUGCGGAGGCUGUGCAGCUGGGCAGUGCUGCUCUUCGUGGCCGUGGCGGGCCUCACCUUCUUCGCUCUGAGCUUCUGCUUCUACUGUAAAUACGGCUGGGAGUUCUUGGAGCACACCUACCUGUAUCACCUGACUAGGCGGGACAUCCGCCAUAACUUUUCCCCGUACUUCUAUAUGCUGUACCUGACGGCCGAGAGCAAGUGGAGCUUCACCCUGGGCAUGGCCGCCUUCCUGCCCCAGUUCAUCCUGCUCUCGGCGGUGUCUUUCGCCUAUUACAGAGACCUUGUCUUUUGCUGUUUCCUCCACACGUCCAUUUUCGUGACUUUUAACAAAGUCUGCACCUCCCAGUACUUUCUUUGGUACCUCUGCCUCCUGCCUCUUGUGAUGCCCCUGCUGAGGAUGCCCUGGAGACGAGCCGUGGUCCUCCUGAUAGUCUGGUUUCUAGGCCAGGCCUCGUGGCUGGCGUCUGCCUACAUGCUCGAGUUCCAAGGGAAGAACACCUUUCUGUACAUCUGGUUGGCUGGUUUGUUUUUCCUUCUCAUCAACUGUUGCAUCCUGAUUCAGAUCAUUUCCCAUUACAAGGAGGAGCGCCUAACAGAGAGAAUCAAAUACGACUAGUGAUGUGUGCCCUGCACCUGUUACUGCUGUUGCCUUCUCUCUGUUCUGCCCGGACCAGAAAAGCUGUGCAACUUCGGGGUUUUUUGAACAUUCUAAACACCCUAGUGACAGUUCCCUUGUUCCGAUAGACAUUAAAACCGAUGUUGGCCUUACAGAAAGGGGACCCAACUGCUCGAGGUCCGUCCUUCAGAAAGUCUUAGGACUCAUUUGCUUGAGGAGAGUGAAAGUUUCUUGUUAGAAAAUCUAAAGGCUGAUGAUGCUAUCAGAUGCCAAGAGAUUUUUGUAGAGAAGAGAAAUGGAGGCAUGAGGUCUCUGUUGGUACUUGCUCUGGUUAUACUGUGCCACUGUGUUGGAUCUUCAGCUCCCAUUUUUCCUGACAGCUGUGAAAACUCACGAAGUAUUCCUGAAGUACAUUUUUACAUGUACAGUCUUAAAUAAUAUGACCAUACUUAGUUGGGAAAGUUUUAAACUUUUGUAUUAAAUGUGGGGGCUUAGGAGAUAAAUAAUCCAAAGAAUUUAAGUUGUGAUCAUGUUUCAUGUAUUUGUUUUGUAAUUUAGUUUUUUUCAACAUUUAAAACCAGUGGUGCUGGUUUUAUAUGAAAAUAUUAAAUUUAAAUUCACCCAUC